Messenger RNA from Eleginops maclovinus (Patagonian blennie), 4725 nucleotides. It is a transcript of the gene cdk6, whose product is annotated as cyclin dependent kinase 6. Bases 865 to 1842 code for a protein of 325 amino acids. Gene Ontology annotation, cellular component: nucleus; cytoplasm; cyclin-dependent protein kinase holoenzyme complex. The transcript has 8 exons. Lineage: Eukaryota; Metazoa; Chordata; Actinopteri; Perciformes; Eleginopidae. Gene Ontology annotation, molecular function: cyclin binding; ATP binding; cyclin-dependent protein serine/threonine kinase activity. Gene Ontology annotation, biological process: regulation of gene expression; G1/S transition of mitotic cell cycle; signal transduction. The record is from RefSeq and is a predicted model, not a curated record.
CCUGAGAGGGAGAUAGAUAGUGUGGCCGUCCAUCCAAUACACGGCCUCUCUCCCCUCCACGAUCCCUGCGGUGUUCCCGGUUUUGACACAGGAGACAAAACCCGCAGGAGAGGACUAUGAAUGGUAAAAGCACCGAGGAGGCCGAGUGAGAGCAAAAAGGAGGCGGCGUGGCUUUGUAGUCGGGGAGGAAUGCGGAAAUGUCCCCGCUCCGUGUCAAACCUCUCUGAAGGGGGUCAGGCCACAUUCAGCCGGCGUGGGAAAGCCAGGCAGAGACGGAGCUCACAGGCGAGGAGCGGGGCUGCAUUGCAUAGGCCUAUCCGGGGAUAUAUGGAAGAAAAAAAAGAAGAAAGAAAGGAGAAAAUCCAAAGAAGAGCGUGGUUUUUGGAAGGCUGUAUCACGCGUUUGCCUUUGUCCUAUGACCCCCCCAUCCGACGCCCUCUUCCCCCACACCCCCCCCCCACCCACACACACACACACAAAGUUGCAGUGAGAGUGUGUGAGUACACCACCUCCUCCCCCUGCUUCUCCUCCUCCCUCGUUGAGUGUCUCUGCCUGGGCUGGUGCAGUCUGAGGGAUGGGGGAUUAGAGCCUGCACCGUCCAACUACCUGUGUGGCCCCCGCAUGGCGGACAGUGGACAGGUAUGCGUUUGAUACAGGACAUUUUUAUCCGAAAAACGAAUGCCUCCUCAGCAUUUGAUCGGACAUGCCGACGUCACGACAUUUUAUUGACAACAUAAACCAAGGCAUUGCAUGUGCCAACUUUUUUCUGUGAAUAUGCCUUUGUGAGAAACUCUCCGGCUCGUCAACCUCGCCGGGAUUCCCCUCAAUAUUUUCAACGAGAGACGAGAAAAAAAAUCUGCAAAAAUGGACAAAGAAGGUGCUGGUACUCAAUAUGAACCCGUGGCCGAGAUUGGAGAAGGUGCUUAUGGGAAAGUGUACAAGGCGAGAGAUUUGAAGAACGGGGGGCGCUUUGUAGCCCUAAAAAGAGUCAGGGUCCAGACGGCGGAAGAGGGGAUGCCACUCUCCACCAUCCGGGAGGUGGCGGUACUGAGGCAGCUGGAAGCCUUUGAGCACCCCAAUGUUGUCAGGUUGUUUGAUGUGUGUACCAUCUCUCGGACGGACCGAGAAACCAAACUCACGCUGGUCUUUGAGCACGUGGAUCAGGACCUGACCACCUACCUGGAGAAGGCCCCUGACCCUGGAGUUCCGCCUGAGACCAUCAAGGAUAUGAUGUACCAGCUGCUCCAGGGGCUGGACUUCCUGCACUCGCACCGCGUGGUUCACCGGGACCUGAAGCCCCAGAACAUCCUGGUCACCAGCGGAGGUCAGAUCAAACUGGCCGACUUUGGUCUCGCCCGCAUCUACAGCUUCCAGAUGGCCCUCACCUCUGUGGUGGUGACGCUGUGGUACAGAGCCCCGGAGGUGCUGCUCCAGUCCAGUUACGCCACGCCGGUCGAUCUGUGGAGUGUCGGCUGCAUCUUUGCUGAGAUGUUCAGGAGAAGACCUCUAUUUCGUGGAAACUCAGAUGUUGAUCAGCUGGGAAAGAUUUUUGAUGUUGUUGGGGUACCUUCAGAAGAUGACUGGCCCCAGGAAGUGGCCCUACCACAGAGUGCCUUCACCCCCCGGCCCCCUAAACCAAUGGAGGACUUGGUUCCAGAUAUGGACGAGCAAGGGUGGGCACUUUUGAUGCAAUUCCUCGCCUUCAACCCCUCCAGGAGGAUAUCAGCGUUUGCUGCUCUCAGCCACCCCUACUUCCAAAGUGUGGACAGCCACAGUAGGAGUGUGUACGCAGCCCAGCCCAUCCCCACCAACAAACCCACUAUGGAGGAGCGGACUGCCUGAUAGUCCUUUUUCACUCUUAAUCAGUGUCUAUGAAAAGUAUUUUGCAAACCCCCCCUCAGAGUUUUACAUGUUUUUUUGUCUUUACAGCAUUAAAUCAAAGCGUGUUAAUUGAGCUUUUUUGACACUGAUUGAUAUUUAGGAGUAACCUGUGUAAGCAAAGCAAAGGUAAUUUUUAUACAAAAAGUGGUUGAUACAGAGGCAUGUAGAUGCACCUUUUUAAAUCAUAGCCUUGAGUCCAUCUGGUGAAAUCUUCUUUGCAAAAGUCCUCAAGCUCAGUCAGGGUGAAAUAGUAGCUUUAUAGCUCUGCAGCAAAAUUAUGUCUGGAUUUUGAUUUAGCCACUCGGGUGAAGUCCUUUUUAAAAUAAUUAUUUGCAGCUUUAAAGGGUUACGUGUUUGGGGUUGUUGUCCUGCUAAUUGCAAUUGGAAUUAUGAACACCAACAUGUCACAUUUUGGUGACAUCCUACCACAGAGUCUUCUUGGGCAAAUUAAGGAGGAAAUGUAAUAUUUUUGAGUAUGUCCUGAUCUAGACAGAUUCGUACUACAUAUUCAAGUGCCUUCAUAUUUCCUUCCACUGACUGGUUGUUUUCAAUAAACUUGCAUUUGAUGUGUAGUUUAUGCCACCUGUUGGGCCCUGCAAUUACAGGUGCACAAAAAUCACCUCUUGAUUACGCACAGGUGAAUUUACCAAUUGUUCAACUUCUAAAAAUAGUGGACUGCACGAGUCACCAACUGAGUGUUUUUAUAGUAUAAAUCAUUUGUAUCCAUUCGUUGAAUCAUGUAUUCACAUAUUUAAAGAGACAUUUUCUUACGACAAUCGGUGUCAAAAAAGCUUAACUAUGAUUUUGUGUUGUACAUAACAAAACAUGACAAAUGUCAGGGAGCAAAUACUUUUUUACUGUCAAUAUACAAAGCUGUACAGAGUCCUACUCCUAAAGAGAGUGUAAAGAAAAUGACCCCAACGCUCUCACCAUUGAAAGAAAAUGCACAAAAGCUAUCCUCCUUCCAUGAACUGAUGGAUUGUAAUUGCUGCUUUUAGGUUAUUAAAUGUUGAUUAUAGACUGUUAAAAAUGCAUGUAAGAUGGACUGGUAUUAGUGGGGAAAGCAGACAGCGGUGGCCAUGAUGCAGAGGCCUUAUGACUAGUGUUCAAUCACAGAAGCCCUCUUGACUGGAGGACCGGACCACACAGGAGCCAUGGUGGACAGCAUGGCUCUCACCUGCCUUUACCUUUACUGUGUAUAAGGGCAGUGAGCACAUAUACAGCACACUCACAGAUGCGUACUCAACAUUUAGUGUGUGCGCCACUACCGCUGACGUUAGUGCACUAUUGUACACAGCUCCUUAUUGAAACAUGAUUGGGCCUCACAAGCCAGCCACUCACUGCCAAAUCGUGUCCAUAAACUAUAAAAUAGGUUAUCUUAUCAUUCCAGUCCUACAUGUAUUAUAAUACUGCCACCUUGAGGAUGUCAAUGGUAACUGCAGACCAGUAGCGGGAUUCUAAUGGUUUCUGCAGUCUUCGAGGAACGUAAUGGGCUGAUAUCAGUGCUGAGACAAUGAUGAAAGAACCUAAUAUACAUGCUCCUCCCACUCACAGGCAUGCAAUUCGUGGACAAAGUCCCACCAGCACUAUUCAAACAUGAAUACAUUUGGCAAAGAAAAGAGUCGCCAAUAUUCUGUAUUUAAUUGUAAAGUUAUAUGCUUGUUUUCAUCAAGUUGCCACUUGAUUUUUUUUUUUUUUUAAAUGAUGCUGGGGCAUACAAAAUUCUUACACCAAUUACACCAACUCUUUAGACAACUAGAAUUUGUGUAAGAGUAGAUUUACAAUGUAAGGAAUGUAUAAAGGAUAGGCAUUGGUACUGUACAGUAUAGAUUGUUAAGUACACGCUGUAAUGAUAGAAAACUUUGGAUACGUGCCCAUAGGUAUGUCAUAAAAAUGGAUAGAUGUAGAGUAGCAAGGGUCAGUGGAAGGUUGUUUUGCAGGAGUAUUUUUGACUAUUGAAAAUAAUGGGUGGGCUCUGUGGGUGCUUAUUAAAUUCAUUAGCUUUGGAUCCAGAGCUGUGAAUUUUACAGUGGUUUGAAAAUGAAAUAAUGCACGAAUAUUUUGUGUACAGUUUUUCCUUUUUUUUAAAAUCAUGUCCACAUAUAUUCAAAAUCAGUUUGUUUUGUUUACCAGCAAAAAAAGCAAGUUAUGCAGAGUUGUAUUUUUGUAUUUAGUAGUUCUUGCAGAACAGUAACAUUUUAACACUGGUUUAUGUUUUCUUAACAGGUAGUGCUGCUAGCACACACACAAACACACAUACAGAAACACUCUUUCUCAGGUUCUUGGUAUUUUCGUCCAUAUCUUUUGGGCACAGUUUGCACAUCUCUGGGCUACUCACUAACAACAUCACAACACAUUCAGGUUUUCUUCAAGCUGUUCCGUGAUCAUGUCAUUGAUCCUCUACUGUCAUUUCUAUUUAUCAAAUAUAUGUUACUGUAGUCAUUACUGUCUGAGGAUAACUGCCUGUAUUGACUGGUUUUGCCAGCAACUUUUAACUGCUCCAUGGCGAACACAAUGUAGGUUCAUGUUUGUUUGCUUGACUAAGCACUGUGUGAUUUUCUUUUUAAAUUGCAUAACAUAAAUCCAGAUAUCAGUGAUGUGUUCAAUGUAAUGAAAGCUAUAAAUAGAUUUGUUUUGUUUACAUGAUUGUUAAUACAUUUCAAAACUGAACUCCAUCGUUGAUCCAUCAUAUAACUCAAAUUAAACAUACGUUUAACAUUUGUUUCUUAAUGGAAAUGGUUACUAGGAACAACACAAUCAUGGCAUUAUACUUGUGUAUGAAUACAGGCAAUGGUGUCUUAUUAUUGUGUUGCACCAAUUGAAUAAAAAGCAGCUUUUUGUGAA